Molecule: messenger RNA, 3213 nt
Organism: Loxodonta africana (African savanna elephant)
Lineage: Eukaryota; Metazoa; Chordata; Mammalia; Proboscidea; Elephantidae
Gene: PDE6H
Product: phosphodiesterase 6H
Exons: 3
Coding region: 808-1059 (83 amino acids)
Biological process (GO): visual perception; positive regulation of G protein-coupled receptor signaling pathway; positive regulation of epidermal growth factor receptor signaling pathway
Cellular component (GO): photoreceptor outer segment membrane
Molecular function (GO): 3',5'-cyclic-nucleotide phosphodiesterase activity; cGMP binding
Source: RefSeq, a predicted model, not a curated record
UGUCCUGUAGGGUCUCUGUGAGUCAGAAUUGACUUUACAACAGUGAGUUUAUAAUAAAAACUGAGCCCAUAAAAUGUGUUCAAAAAACAUUUAAAAUUAUGUUAUUUUGCAGCUGGAUGGAAAAAUACGUAAAACUUGAAAGCAUAUCAAAGUCCCUGGUUGGUGUAAAUGGUUAAUGUGCUCGGCUGCUAACCAAAAGGUUGGAGGCUCAAGUUCACCAGAGGAAGAGGGGCCUGGUUAUCUACUUGUGAAAAAUCAGCCACUGAAAACCCUGUGGAGCACAGUUUUACUCUGCCACAUAUGGGGUUGGCAUGAGUGGGAGUUGAUAAGACAGCAGCUGGUUAAAGAACAUAUCAGAGCUUUAGAAGACUAUAAAAUAAUUUUUUUAUUAUUUUAUAGACACCAUUUAGUCUAUUUCCCUUCCUUUACAGAUGGGAAAACUGCUGAUCACAGAGGGGAAGUACAUCAUUAUAAUAAAUUUGCAUAGAGAGUUAGUGGCAGACUUUUUGAAACAGUCUACUUGAAUUUUUUGAGUUUUUAUAAAUUGUCAGUUUACACUCCAUUAUGCUGAGGGUCUCCAUUGAUUUAUACCAUAUUUUUCUUUAAAAUGCUAUUAAAAAAUAACUUCUCCACUUUUGUGUCAGCAAAAAUACUGAGCUUUUCUAUCAAAGUGCUUUUCUUCUCUGGUUUACAGUGACAAUGCACAGUGACCAUGAUAACUAAUGGUCCCCCUACCUUAAAGAAUCUUCUCUCAUUACUGUCUAAGGCGCCUGGAAGGGAAACAUCAGCCACACAAGAACCACUGAAAUGAGUGACAGCACUACUUUGGUUCCUCCAGCUUCAAGCCAGGGUCCUACCACCCCACGCAAGGGCCCCCCGAAGUUCAAGCAGAGGCAGACCCGCCAAUUCAAAAGCAAACCUCCUAAGAAAGGUGUGAAAGGGUUCGGAGAUGACAUCCCAGGCAUGGAGGGGCUAGGAACAGAUAUCACCGUGAUUUGUCCCUGGGAAGCUUUCAGUCACUUGGAAUUACACGAGCUGGCUCAGUUUGGUAUUAUCUGAGGCAUCAGAGGUUCUGAGACUCUCAACAGCACCUGCAGUAACUUCAAUUAUUUUUGCCCUAUUGACUUGUCAGAGCCUUGAAAUUCAGCUGUUCAGAAAUGGUUUCUUUGGCUUACACAGCCAUUUCCCAUCAGUUACCUCUAAGGUUUCUUCUAGUGUCUUAUUCUCUCUUGCAGUAUAGUUCAGAUCAGAAUAGUGGGUGAGAAGCUACUUCUGUUGGGGCAUUUCAAAUUUUGCUACCUUUUCCUAUCAGCUGGUAGAAGCAACGAACAUUUCUUAUGUUUUGCUUAUAUAGUCCUGCAAAUCUAUUUUUGCUAGGCAUUCGUUAGAAUUAGUUGUAGACUUUCAAAAGAACAUUCAGGCCACUUCCUUCCCUUUCUCAUUUAAUAAAUGAGAUGUUACCUCGAAUCUCAUUGUGAAGUAGUGUUGAACGCUGUAUGUAAACACCUGACUCCCUGUUCUGAGAACCAAUUGAACAAAGAAGCAUCAUACAGGAAAUAAGCACAAUGUAUGCGGAAGAACACAAGAUCAAGAGUGAAGCCCUGGUGCUGCUUCAUAAAUUCGUAUAUCACGCACUUUCUGGGUCUAAACGUUACUGAAUUAGGUUAUCCCUGUGGUCCCAUGAAGUUUUAAAUUUUAUGGUUCAAAAUUGGUGGAAGAAUAAGGAUUUAACUCAGAACUCUCAGCACUGUGAGCCUUUUUCGGUGACUUGAUUCAGGAAAGUUCCCUCUCACAGCAUCCCCUCGAUGAAAUGACUCCAUCCAGUGGCUUAAUGUGGAAGUCACAGGUUAUCUGUGCCUAUAUUGACUGGCUUUGUGCACAUCUGUAAGAAAUUGUCUUUAAACCUUCAAUUUCAGUGAUUUGUAUACUAUAAGGUUUAGACUCGGAGGCAUAGAAUAGGCAAUUGAACCCUCCAGACAAAAUGGUGAUUUGUUUCACUCCUGAAGUUUAGUCAAAUGAAGUGUGCAAAUAGCUUUCUUUCCCCAAUACUUCCAAAGCAAUUGGGCAAUACAAAUACUGCCUCAGUCUGACUCGGAUGCUUCAGUACUAGCAGUGUUAAUUUCUUCAUUUCAGUUUUGUAAUCUGUGGUAAAAGAAUGUGGUAAACAAACUGAAAAAAGAGACAGGAUGAUAGAUAGGAAAGAGAUAUGGGUUCUAGUCCUGCAUCUGCCAUUAAAUUGCUGUAUAAUCUUGGACAAAAUCUCACCUUUUGAACCUUUCCACUACCCAAAUUAGAUAUCUAAGCUCCCUGGUACUUAUAAUUCUGUGAAUUUGAGAUCCUCAGAGUCUGAGCAUAGGAAUUAGAGAAGCUCAGCACUUAAGAAAAUUUCUUCUGCUGCAGUACGGUAAGCCAGGCUUUGUGCUAACUAUUUUGCACAAACCACCAACUUACCUGCUGGUCAGAAGACUAGAGGUACAAAAGGAAAAGUAAGGUGCAAAUUCAAUAGUGGAACCAUGACAUAAAAGGAAGUGUAGUAGUAUGUGGGUUUCCUCUUCUGGCAGGAAAUCCUGCCUGUACCAAUACACCUGCUUUCACUCCUACCAAAGCUGGCCCUGGCCUUUCACAUCCCCUGCCCCAGUUGACAGCCAAUGAGUCUGUCUCUCCUUGUUCAUUCCAGUGUGUUUUCAGUUAGGGAGGUCUGGAUUCUUCCCUAGCUGAGUAAGACUCUGGACAACAUUCAGCUUCCUUUGCAAAUGUUUCUUUUAUUGAAAUAAUAAUGUUGACAAAACAGUACACAUCCAAAGGAACACAACCAAUAGUCAGGAUGGAGAAGGAUCUAGAAACUAUGUCAUAGGGGAAAUGUUGAAAGAACUAAUAAUGGUUAAUGAUAACUGGUAGCAAAUAUUUAAAAAGUUAUAAAGAGCAGGAUAAAGCAGACCUAUUUCAUUUAAGAUUGCAGUAUAGUGGUAAGCUGUAGUAGAUAUGGCAACCCUGACGGUUGCAAACAGUUAAGCACUUGGCUACUAACCAAAAGGUUGGCAAUUCAAACCCAUCCAGAGGCACAUAAGAAGGCUGGCCAGAUGAUCUGCUUCCAAAAGGUCACAGCCUUGAAAAUCCUAUGGAGCAGUUCUACUCUGCACACAUGGGGUUGCAAUGUGUUGGAGUUGACUCAAUGCAACUGGUUUGGUUGUUUUGGUAGCAAAUAUAAUUUAA